Messenger RNA from Malurus melanocephalus (red-backed fairy wren), 523 nucleotides. It is a transcript of the gene ATOX1, whose product is annotated as antioxidant 1 copper chaperone. Gene Ontology annotation, biological process: copper ion transport. The record is from RefSeq and is a predicted model, not a curated record. NCBI's taxonomy places the organism in Eukaryota, Metazoa, Chordata, Aves, Passeriformes, Maluridae. Gene Ontology annotation, cellular component: cytosol. The transcript is spliced from 4 exons. The coding region runs from base 72 to 287 and encodes 71 amino acids. Gene Ontology annotation, molecular function: metal ion binding; copper chaperone activity.
CGCUGUGGGGCCGGGCAUGGCCCGCCCCUUCCUCCGCGCCGCCAUCGGGGAUCCGGGACCGCCGCUCCGCCAUGCCGAAACACGAGUUCUUCGUGGACAUGACCUGUGAAGGCUGUUCCAACGCGGUCACCCGUGUCCUGCACAGGCUGGGAGGUGUCAACUUUGACAUUGACCUGCCCAACAAGAAAGUGUGUAUUGAUUCAGAGCACAACGUUGACACCCUGUUGGAAACCCUCAAGAAAACKGGAAAGAACGCUUCCUACCUUGGGGAGAAGUCUGCACAGUAGCCUUGCCUGGUGUGAGGAGCUAGGAACUCAAACAUUACUUCAGCAAAAAGAUGGCUUAACUGUUUGCAUGUCUCCCAACUUGCUGUGUCUUUUGACCUUUGCCAGAUGCUGGAAAGCACAGGGCUGGAGGGAAGAGACAGCUGGGCSUUGAGCUUUAGAAAUGGAGAGUUGRAGAGGAGGAGGUUAUGUGGUGUUUCUAGUCCCCCAGUAAAUCAAGGCACUGCUUUUAACUUUCA